Molecule: messenger RNA, 2997 nt
Organism: Osmia lignaria (orchard mason bee)
Lineage: Eukaryota; Metazoa; Arthropoda; Insecta; Hymenoptera; Megachilidae
Biological process (GO): proteolysis
Molecular function (GO): cysteine-type peptidase activity; cysteine-type endopeptidase inhibitor activity
Source: RefSeq, a predicted model, not a curated record
AAAUUUAAUUUAUUAUUCUUGAAAUUUGUAUGUAAUAUUGUUUACUUCGUUAAAAAAAAUUUUUAAUAAAGUGGAUCGAUCAUAAUCAAACGAGAGCUUUAAAAUUAAUUAUUAUCUUUGACUUAUUGAAAAAUUGGUCAAAGAAUUAGCUGCGUCAGUUGGAGGUCAAAAUAAUUGUGAUGUGCGUACAGUAAAAUGGCAGGCUUAAUGUUGUGCAUAACGCGGGUUUUACUUGUAUUUUUAAUUAAUUUCAUUCUUGUAUCUUCUGGUUCCAUUAAUAAGCCUGUACAAAAUGUACCGGAGCCUUUAAUUCUAAGUGCCUUAAAUUCUUUGAACAAGGAUUCUCCGACACAUCAUACAUACAAGGGCGGUAACCUGAUUAACGCGCAAAAAUUGGAAGAGUCGCCAUACGUGAUAUACAGACUUACGUUUGAUUUGAACCCUGAUUGCAAAGAAGCAUUAGAACCAUGUCCCAGAGAAGCAUGUACUGUUAUAGUCAAACAACACGAACAAGGAGAUAUAAAUGUUUUGCGGGAAUCUAUACAAUGCAUGUACUUGUAUCCUCAGUCUGUACAAGAUGAUCCGCUACAAAUGCAAGAUAACAAUCAAGAUCAGGAAGUUAUUGAUAAUAUAGAAAAACAGAUUGUUACUAAUCAGAGUAUCGAGCUAGAUCAUGAGAUUCAAAACAAUGGAGAUCACAGUGAAAGACCAUUCAUAGCUAUGAGAGCUUCUAACAGUUAUUGUCCAGGAUGUCCAUUUGAAUUAAAUCCAAACUUACCUGGAUUAGCUGCUUUUGGAAAACAGGUGGUAAAAUCAAUGGAUGAGUUAAUACAAAAUGAUUUCAAGCACAAAGUAAUUAAUGUUGUUAGAGUCACUAGUGUCAUACCACCUUCAUCUAAUGUUGUACAGUAUCAAAUUUUGUUUCGCAUAGGAGAGUCUGAUUGUUUGAAAAAUGCAAUUGAUGAGUCAGAGUGUUCUGUACAAUCGAGUCUUCCUGUUAAGGUAUGCUUGGUAACAUUUGAAGAACAAUCUUGGAAACACGACAGCCGUAAAAUAACAAAGAACAAUUGUACCUCAGAUAAUUCAGAAAUUAUAGAAAGUAUCAGUUCCGCGACAUUAAAUGCUGAAGCACUUGUAUCAGUUAGACCUGAAAAAGUAGACACUGUUGAAAAAGUAGAAGCUUUGGAAAAUUUAAAAGAUAUUCUUGAUAAUUUCACCUAUGCUACAACUACUACAUUAGAACCAGAGCAAUCAGAAGUAACUGAACAUCCUGUUGUAAAAAUGUCCAUAGACAGGGACAAUGAUGAUACAAAGGUUGAAGAAUUUGGAGACAAAACUAAAGAAUUUGGUGAAUUCUUAAAAGAUUUUGAUUUGCCUACAACACAGGUCCAGUCGAAUCCUGAAACAAACAAAGAAGAAGUUAAGGAAGACAUCAUUUUGCCGAAGAAAGUAGAUUCUACUAUCAAAAAAACGUAUAAAUCGUAUAGAAAUAAAAGGAAAUCUGACCUUGUCGGUGCACCUGGUAGUAUAGAUGUCAAUGACCCUGAAGUACAAAAACUUGCUCACAAAGGAUUACAGAAAUUUUCUGAAAAUUCCGAAGGUACAAACGAGCCUAUGAUCGUAGAUAUUGUUGAAGCCACGCGACAAGUAGUAUCGGGAGUCAUGUAUAAGAUAAAAGUUAAGUUGGGUACAAGCACUUGUGCAAAGGGCACUCAGGAAAAUUGUCAGCUCAAAGCAGACAGUGAAAUGAAAGAAUGCUUGUUUACAAUAUGGUCUCAGCCAUGGAUAGACAAAGGAUCUCCACACGUUACCAUCGACUGUGAUUUACAGAACCGGCGUAAGCGAUCCCUGCGUGGUAUGAACUAUAGCCAGAAAAUGCUGAAAAUAGCAGAGGAUUACAAAGAUGAACUUUUGUUUGAAGAUUUUAUGAAAAGUCAUGGUAAAACGUACAAGUCAGCGAAAGAGAAACAGAAUCGUUUCAAGAUCUUUAAACAGAAUCUAAAAAUUAUUGAUGAAUUACAAACGUUUGAACGAGGAACAGCCAUAUACGGUGUCACGAUGUUUGCAGAUUUAACAUCUAAAGAGUUCAAAGCACGGUAUUUAGGUUUUCGACCAGAUUUAAAGCAAGAAAAUGAUAUACCUCUUCAACAAGCUGAAAUACCAGACAUAGAUUUACCAUCCAAAUUCGAUUGGCGCGAAAACGACGCAGUCACACCUGUUAAAGAUCAAGGUCAAUGUGGAUCAUGUUGGGCUUUUUCGGUAACUGGAAACGUAGAAGGACAAUACGCGAUUAAACAUAAGAAAUUACUAUCGCUGUCGGAACAAGAAUUGGUAGACUGCGAUAGUUUAGAUGAAGGAUGCGAUGGUGGAUACAUGGUGAAUGCCUAUAAAAGCAUAGAAACAUUGGGUGGUCUUGAAUUAGAAACAGAUUACCCUUACGAUGCUAGAGAUGAAAGAUGUCACCUCUAUAAAAACAAAGCUAAAGUGCAAGUUGUCUCAGCUGUAAAUAUUACAAGCGAUGAAAAUAAGAUGGCACAGUGGCUGGUGCAAAACGGUCCAAUCUCUGUCGCCAUUAAUGCCAAUGCAAUGCAGUUUUAUAUUGGCGGUGUUUCACAUCCAUUUAACUUUUUGUGUAAUCCUAAAAAUUUAGAUCAUGGAGUUUUAAUUGUAGGAUAUGGCAUGAGCAAAUAUCCUCUUUUCAAGAAAGAAUUACCCUAUUGGAUAAUAAAAAAUAGUUGGGGUCGAAGAUGGGGUGAGCAAGGUUAUUAUAGAGUUUACAGGGGUGAUGGUACCUGCGGAGUUAAUACAAUGGCAUCGAGUGCUAUAGUUGCAUAAUAAAGAUAUUUACGAAACCAAGGUCUUUCAUUAUGAUAUUUAUCUAAAAUAAAAUAAUAUAUAUAUUGUUUUUUUUUACUAACGUAAUAAUGCAUGUUAAUCGCUUGAAUUAUGAACAAAUUUGUAUAAGAUCUUUAACAAUUAAAAAUCAUACAUACUCUA